ACUUUAGAUACAUUUGCACUUUAUUUAGAGUCUCUGAUGUCGCAGCACAGCACCCGAGGCGAUAAGUAUGGUGUGCCCUGCGGACUUCCCCUAUGUCCACACAGACGGCGCUUACUGGUGUGCGACAGCUUUCAAUAGUUUCAUUACUCCCGAAUCGAUCGAUAAAUCCAGCCCGAGUCGCCAAGGCAAUAAUUUCACGCCAUGUCCUGAUGCAACGGAUUACGAAAAUGCUGUCGGCACCCUAAUCAAAACCGUUCCGGAUGUUCUGCAAUCAGACGCGGCACCAAAUGUGAUGGAAACUACAACCACUACCUUCGUUACCGAUGCGGCUUCAGUAGAAGUGAGUGAAGCCCAGACGACCGGUACCCCAUGUCCUGCAGACUUCCUCUGUGCGUACUAUAACGGCGCUUGUUGCUGCGCAACCGGAUUGAGCAACUUCAUCGAGCCUCAACCGAUUGAUUCCACCAGCCCAAGUUGCCAGGGCAACAGUUUCACGCCAUGCCCCAAUGGAACUGACUAUGUCAAUGCGUUUCCUAGGUUUCUUGAUGAAGCAGUGGAGGUCUAUGUGUGAACAAAGAAGGUGGAUAUGCAUAAUUCCUGUGAUGCGUACCAUAUUAACAGCCGGACCACGACAUAAAAGGGUUAAAGAAUCUUUGGCCGCGCCAUGUCUACCACAUUGUCUGGACUGGCAUUUGUAGAGCGCGCCACAGGAAGUGCAGCGCAACUCAAUGAUGUAUUUAGUUAAACUACUGGUAGUCUCAGGCGGCGGCAUCAUGAACCAUGAUUAUACUCGUAUAAAUUUUGAACGAUUGAAAUAUUUAUAUAUAUUGAUUAGCUGGUUGUCCUCCUCUAAAAAACAAUUGCAAUUCACAACUUGUUGAAGCUUAUGUCGUUUAAUUUAAAG
Sphaeroforma arctica JP610 is the source of this 904-nucleotide messenger RNA. RefSeq lists its product as hypothetical. The coding region runs from base 68 to 571 and encodes 167 amino acids. NCBI's taxonomy places the organism in Eukaryota, Ichthyosporea, Ichthyophonida. The record is from RefSeq and is a predicted model, not a curated record. The transcript is spliced from 2 exons.